This is a messenger RNA of Canariomyces notabilis, 1317 nucleotides long. Its product is annotated as glycosyltransferase family 2 protein. The transcript has 2 exons. The coding region runs from base 1 to 1317 and encodes 438 amino acids. The record is from RefSeq and is a predicted model, not a curated record. Lineage: Eukaryota; Fungi; Ascomycota; Sordariomycetes; Sordariales; Chaetomiaceae.
AUGCUAGAAGACAGCCAAAUCAGCAGCAAGGCAAGCAGACCUCGCGUCUACCUUGGCCACCGCUCCUCCCCUCCUCCCAGUAGCGGUAGUGGCUCUUCUAGUCCUCCCAGCAGCAGCGCCUCCAGUUCGUCUCAUGGCUCCUCCUCCUCCUACUUUCCCAACGAGAAGACCUCCUUCCUAUCACCCACCGCACCGCCGUUCAUAGACGACGACUGCCUGGUCAUCACGCGCGACCCGGAGCCCGACGCGAUCCACCACUUGCCCUGGCAGCGCUUCGUCGCACGCCUCUUCUUCGUCACCGGCGCCGUCCCCUGCUUCCUGGCCAUUUGGGCCUCGUACAUCCAAGCCCAGACCCUCGCCUUCUCCCCCAUAGCCGAGAGCCUGCCGUUGCUCCACCGCUGGUUGGCGUGGCUCAUGCUUGCGCUGGAUUUCGUCACCAACAUCGACUCCCUCCUAGCGGUCCUCGUCAAAGCCAGCACGUCGCUAGCCCGAUGGCGUCCCCGCCUCCUUCUCCUCGGCGACAACGGGGCCGGCGCCGUGCCCUUUGUCGACGUGCUCAUCCCCGUCUGCAACGAGCGGCUCGACAUAAUCCAGGACACGGUCCGCGCCGCGCUCCGCGUGGAUUACCCGCCGCGCCGGUUCCGUGUGGUCGUGUCGGACGACGGUGCCUCGGCCGAGUUGAGGGCUUGGGUCGAGUCGCUGUCGCAGGGGCAGGGGCAGCCUGAGAACAUGAAUUAUCCGAAGUUGUAUUAUACAUCCCGCGUGAAGCAGGGGACCCGGACCGCGGGGUAUAAAGCGGGCAAUCUGAACCAUGCUUUGGAGGUUGUCAGGCGGCUGCCUGGGGGCGCAGCGGAUUAUGUCGCGGGCUUGGAUGCGGAUAUGGUGCCCGAGAGGAAAUGGCUACGGUCGGUGGCGGCGCAUAUCGUCAGGGAUGAUAUGCUGGGCUUGGUGUGUCCGGCGCAGUUGAUGUACAACACGCCGCACAACGAUCCGUUGUAUCAGACGAGCGCGAUGAACUGGUAUUGUAUGGACAUUGUGAGGGAUUUGGGCGGGUGUGGGUGGAAUCUGGGGUCGGGCUGGAUUGUGAGGAGGGAGGCGGUCGAGGAUAUUGGCGGGUUCCCGACAGAUUGUUUGAUCGAGGAUGUGUGCAGCUCCAUGAUGAUGCAGGCCUGUGGUUGGAGGACCAUGUAUAUCCCGCAGGGGUUGCAGUAUGGGUUGGUGCCCGAGACGUAUUUGGGGCAUGUUAAGCAGUUUACGAGAUGGGUGAGUACCUACCUACUACUUAUACCCCUUACCCCGUUUCCUGGAACAAGUUGA